Messenger RNA from Fusarium coffeatum, 1683 nucleotides. RefSeq lists its product as uncharacterized. Bases 1 to 1683 code for a protein of 560 amino acids. NCBI's taxonomy places the organism in Eukaryota, Fungi, Ascomycota, Sordariomycetes, Hypocreales, Nectriaceae. Gene Ontology annotation, biological process: regulation of DNA-templated transcription. The record is from RefSeq and is a predicted model, not a curated record. Gene Ontology annotation, molecular function: DNA-binding transcription factor activity, RNA polymerase II-specific; zinc ion binding. The transcript has 6 exons.
AUGGAUGGCCAAAAAGAUACAGCAGCCAAGAAGACAGAGGAUGCCAAAGCUAAAACCCGACAGCGCCGCGCUCAUACACGAAGUCGAGCUGGCUGUUCAGAAUGUCGCAGCCGCAGAAUAAGAUGUGGCGAACAACGGCCCAAAUGUGAAAACUGCAUCAAGGGCAACAGAGCAUGUGAAUACCCGCCAGUCAAAAUUCCUCUUAGGGAGAGAAGAGCGCUAGAGAGAGCGGCAGGUGAAGCUCUGCCGUGGCAGGAUGCGACACCGUGGGAAUGUGCACCUUCUAAGAGUGCCAAGAGGCCCGAGUUACCUAGCGCACAGGCUUUGGUAAAUCAGAUGUUGAUUUCAGGGUCAGCGACGAAUUUCAAGAGUGCUGUUUCUAUUGACAUGCCGCUGAGAUCGCAGGAGCUGUUUCAUUACUUCUAUGAGACAGGCCCGACACUUGGCGUGUCGCCAAAAGAUCAUACGAAAGAUUGUCUGGCUUAUAUCAUCACAGACCCUGAAGCACUUCGAAGCGCAGUACUCAUGGCUGGUACUCACUUUGCCUUCAACGUGGGCAGUCUACAGGACUUUGAACUUACCUUUCUUCAUCACAAGAUUGAGACUGUGCGGAGGGUGAGAGAUUGGGUUUCUCGGCAAGAUCCAAAGCUGGUUGCUGAAAUCACCAAACAAAUCGUUACUUUGGCGUACACUGAGACUUGCCGUGGUGAUAUAAUGCUAGCAGAAACACACUUGAGCGGUUUAUACGCCCUUUUGAAAAGUUUAGGAGCUCUACCCAGCGACGAACGUAAGACUCUCGACCAAGAGCUGGACGACCGAUAUUUUCUUCUAACAUCUACCUUCGUGGAGGGCAUGAAAAGCGUUUUUGGAGCCGUUGCCCGCACAGAAGGUCUCGGCAACCACACAGUAACCCGCGAUUCAACAGACGUCCUCUAUCAACUUCACAAAUACUACACGAACAAAGGAAAGAUCGGGCAUCAUCUCAAGCUCAAGGCGAUUCGUCUUUUCCCGGCAUUUUUCAACCCACCUCACAGCGGAGCUCAGCUGCUCGAUAUCGACUACAGACCUGUCAUCAGAUGUCUUCGAGAUACGACCGAGAAUCUAGGUGGAGAUCCACACAACGAUCCUUUUUGCGAACGAAAGAAUUAUUUUUGGCUGCAAGGCCCUUCUUCGAAACUUUACGAUAGCGUUAUCAUGGCUCAUCUGAACUCGAUUUACUACGGAGGCGACAACGAUGGGUCCGAGGCUAGUACGCCCGAGACUUCGAAAUAUUUGGUUUCAUGGUGUGCAUUAACAAUCGCGGCGCAACUGUACAUGCAAGAAAUUGCUGUUGUCUGGGGUCCCCUUAGGCUGGAAAUAAUUCUAUACUCGCUGCGCAUCUUGCAGAGGGAGAUAACUAUUGCCAUGCGGAAUUCGGAGCUUGUAGAGUUUAUAUAUUGGCAGUCUUUUAUUGGGUUGAUUGGUGUUCAUGCUUACGAGAAGCAUGGCGGUCUGGACUCGGAGCCGAGUUUCAAGGCCUUCUUUCACAGGAUGAUAAGGGAGCAGAGUAAGGCUUUGAGGCUGUAUACUUGGGAUGAUGCGAGAUGGGUUUUGGCGAAUGUUUUGUGGCCUCGUUCGGAUAGUAAGGAUUGGUUGAGGAGAGAGAUUUGGGAUACGGCUAUGAGUGAUGGGGUUAGCAGUUGA